AUGACCGAGACCAUCGAAAUUGCGACUGAAGCCCCCAAGGGCACUGCCAAUGGGGCUACCGUCCCCAAGACAGCUGCCAACAACCCCCCAUUCGAUACCAGAACAUUCCACUGGACGGAUGCAAAGUCGAAGAAGCCAACACGGCCUGAAGACCCAUACGAAUAUCUCUCGGGGUUCGGCAACGAAUUUGAAUCUGAGGUUAUUCCUGGCGCUCUGCCAGUCGGCCAGAAUGCUCCACAGCUCUGCGCAUACGGGCUCUAUGCCGAGCAGAUCACAGGUUCGUCCUUCGCUGCGAGUCGAGCGAAUAUGAUGAGGAGCUUUUUGUAUCGCCGGCGUCCAGCUGCUGUCCAUACUUCGCUUGAGCAGAUCGAGGGCAACUCUACCACUACAGCCUCUUUUCUGCCCACGGAUAGCUCGCUCCAUCUCGCCCCAUCACAGCUGUCGUGGCGGGCCUUUACAAUUCCCGGAAAGAACAACCCUGAUGUGGACUUUAUCCAGGGCAUUCACACACUCGGUGGUAGUGGUCAUCCUAAUCUCCGAGAGGGUAUUGCCUAUCAUAUCUACGCAUUCAACAGCGGUAUGCCCAACAAGGCGUUUGCCAAUAUUGAUGGUGAUCUCUUGAUUUGUGCCCAGGAAGGCCACCUGGAUAUUACGACCGAGUUUGGUCAUAUCUAUCUGCAGCCUUCUGAGCUUUGUGUCAUUCAGCGCGGGCUUCGAUUCAAGGUGGACAUUGUGGGGGAGCACUCGCCCGAGGGUGCUCGCGGAUACAUCAUCGAGACCUGGGGUACCAAGUGGGAGCUUCCAGAGCUUGGGCCGCUCGGUGGCUACGGCUUGGCCAAUUCUCGCGACUUCCUCUAUCCCACGGCCGCCGUUGACACGACAUCGACGGGGUCCUGGACCGUCGUGACGAAACAACUCGACAAGUAUUAUGCCAGCUACCAAGACCAUUCCCCCUUCGACGUCGUUGCGUGGCACGGGAACUAUACACCCUACAAGUACGAUAUGAGCAAGUUUGCGUAUCAAAACCCGGCGGCUAUUGACCACACGGAUCCAUCCAUCAACACCGUUCUAACUGCCAAAUCGCGAGAUGCUGAGGCCCCGUUGUGCGACUUCCUCGUAUUCGGGCCACGCUGGGAUGUGGCUCAGAACACUUUCCGGCCACCGUACUUCCACAGGAACUGCGCUUCCGAAUUCCUAGCCAGGAUCUACGGGCCCACUGGUGGAGGGCGUUCCGAAGUCUUCGUUCCAGGCGGUGCUAGCUACGAGGCUGGCCAUACUCCGCACGGAACUGCAGACUCGCGGACCAUGGCUGCCAUGCACGCCGAUUUGAAACCAAUGCGUGUUGGAGAGAACCAAAUGACCAUCAUGCUCGAGAGCUGUCGGAGCCUGCUGUUCACUGACUGGGCGAUGACCGGCUCUAGAGUCUUGGCUGCCGAGGAUAUCCCUCUUUCGGCAUGGGAUUUGGCACCGGACCGAUUUGUCGAUGAUAAAGAGGCCCAGCGGCUUCUACAGGAAUUAGCAAAGCAGCCAAAAGGCCUUUAA
Molecule: messenger RNA, 1542 nt
Organism: Ilyonectria robusta
Lineage: Eukaryota; Fungi; Ascomycota; Sordariomycetes; Hypocreales; Nectriaceae
Product: Homogentisate 1,2-dioxygenase
Exons: 2
Coding region: 1-1542 (513 amino acids)
Biological process (GO): L-phenylalanine catabolic process
Cellular component (GO): cytoplasm
Molecular function (GO): homogentisate 1,2-dioxygenase activity
Source: RefSeq, a predicted model, not a curated record